Neoarius graeffei (lesser salmon catfish) is the source of this 1496-nucleotide messenger RNA. It is a transcript of the gene commd10, whose product is annotated as COMM domain containing 10. The record is from RefSeq and is a predicted model, not a curated record. The transcript has 8 exons. Lineage: Eukaryota; Metazoa; Chordata; Actinopteri; Siluriformes; Ariidae. Bases 105 to 839 code for a protein of 244 amino acids.
GUGCACUAUAUAUCCAAAAUAGUUGUAUUUGGGAUGUGAUAUAUGGUUCGUCGGUAGCCAGAUGAAAGAUUGAUAGUUAAUAUAGAAAUUAAUAAGUCAGUAGCAUGGCUUUAAUUGUCAAAGAAACACAGAGUAUCAGAGAUGCAGUAACAUUCAUCAACUCUAUAGAGGUCAAUAAACUGUCCAGACUUCUCUCUCGCAUUCUUCAGAAACUUCAUCUUAAGGGCGAGCGCUCCUUUAGUGAAGAUGAAGAGCAGAAAUUACAGACUGCUUUGGCUUUAGAGAAACAAGCCCUUCACCUGGUGCUGGAGACGUCCUCAUUCUUAUUAGAACAGGCUGUGCAUCACAAUAUUAAACCAGCAUCGUUGAAGCAGCAGCUUGAAAACAUCCACAUUGCCCCAGACAAAGCCGAGGCAUUUAGUCAGGCUUGGGCUACAGCUGGCCCAGACGUAGUAGAGAAGAUUAGACAGACGAUAUUUGCCCCCAAGAAGCCCCUCAAAAAGACUACCGGAGCUGGAGAGAAAGGCCUCCUUAAAGUUGGAACAUGUAGGCUGGCAGCUCAACCUUCAGAUGGGCCAAUCAUCACAGGCGAAGCAAAAAGAGCCACACGCUGUGCUGGACCUGGGAGUCAGAGAGGAGGAACAGUCGGAGCAUCUUCAGAAGAUUCCUGUGGAAUUCACCCACCAGGAACUAUUGGAGUUCUACAACAAGCUAGAGAUGAUUCAAGCCCAGCUCGACUCGCUGACUUGAUGCUGAUGGCACAGUUCAUAAGAGCAAGUUUCCCUUGUAACAGGGUUCAAGAGUCUGCUCAAGAAGGAUUGGUGUCCUCAGUUUGUUAAUUACUGUUUAAUUAUCGCAUCAUGCUCUAAAAGUCUGUGUCUAAUUUGUCAUUUGUGUACCUUGCAUUUUGUGUGAUUCAAAUAUCAACUCAAAGCACAAAUGUCACUCUUCUUAUACCCAGUACAAGGUUAUUGAUAUUUUAAAUACUGUGCUUACAGGUUGGAUUGUCUAAUUUUAUUGUAUAAUUGGGUGAAGAAAAUGAAAUCAGAAAAAAAAAAUUAGGAACAAACUAGUUGUUUGUCCAGAGCUCUUUCUCAAUUCAUCAGGUUUCAUCAUUUAAAAGUGUAAGUGAGUGUAAAGUCACAUUCUUGAUCUGUUACUAAGUGUACUCAAGGGCCUGUGUCAGAUGGCUUUACUGAUUUAACUUUCAUAAAAUGUGAUUGUCCAUUCAACGUGUGCUAAUUGAGAUCUCUUGAAACAAAUGUGCACUAAAAUUGUUUGUGCCAGUCUCUAAGGUAUGUGUUGUGAAAGAUGAUUAGACCUAAAAUAAAGCUGAUCAUCUGUGAGCUGUACCUUUUUAUAUUUUCAUACAGUUCUAUGUUGCAACAGUGAUGUGAACGUUCAUUAAAUUUGUAACGGAUCUGCUAACGGUGGUGGAUACCUAAUAAAUGUGUAAUGAUCUCCUGCAAUGAAAGGUCAUUUCACAACAGUUUUCA